AUGCAGUCACAUGGAUUUUCCAACCCUGCGUACCUCUAUACUAGCCUCGCGGUACAGAUUGCCUGUUCUCUUGGCAUGCACCGUGACAAAUACUGCGCUGCGUACGGCUUGGUAGAGAAAGAACAUGCGCGUCGUCUAUGGUGGUCGCUGGUUGUCUUUGACCAAGACUUGUCACAGAGGCUGGGAAAACCAUCUGCAACCACUGAUUCGUGGGAAACUUGCCUCCCCUCCGAACUGAUUCUCUCGGCUGGUGCAUUCACCCCGUCCGAAUAUCUAGCUGCUUGUGGCAGUCUCAGCCAAUUGGCGAAAGGAGUUCGAAAACGCCUUUACAGUAACUCCUCCGUACAGAUGGGAACGCUCCAAUCCAUCAUCAACUCGCUUACAAGCUGGGAAGUUUCACUCCCACCUCACCUAAGACUGUCAGUUCCCACUGCACCUCUACUGCGUCGACCCAUCUCCAUUAUACAUCUCAGAUACCAUCACAUCCAGCUACUGGUGGGUCGACCUGUUAUCCUAUACCAGCUUUUACGUCAACAAAAGGAACAAGGACCUCCUGAGUCCUCCUUUCUCAACGAAAUCACAGUCUUAUCUUUAAAUUCCGCUGAGCAAAUGCUAGAAAUUCUGGAAAGAAUGGUCCUCGACAAUUUUGAUUCAAAGAUAAUUGCUCUGGACUUUUACUACGCUCUUGACAUCCUCCAGAUCUUUCUAUCAAUUUUCGCCCUAACAAAGGCCGAAAAGCAGUUGGAGAAUAUCUCCAAGUGUAUGAAAGUGCUGCAAGCGAUUGGAAGUGCAGGUUUUGGAGAGAAGAUCCUUUCUGAGGUCCUCUUCCAGCUGAUGGAAUGGGGUCUGUUUCCACAUCAUCCGGAGCCUUUGCAGUUUCUUUAA
Messenger RNA from Aspergillus puulaauensis, 885 nucleotides. RefSeq names its product fungal specific transcription factor domain-containing protein. Gene Ontology annotation, molecular function: DNA binding; zinc ion binding. The record is from RefSeq and is a predicted model, not a curated record. The transcript is spliced from 2 exons. NCBI's taxonomy places the organism in Eukaryota, Fungi, Ascomycota, Eurotiomycetes, Eurotiales, Aspergillaceae. Bases 1 to 885 code for a protein of 294 amino acids. Gene Ontology annotation, biological process: DNA-templated transcription.